AUUCUAAAGUACCAUUCCUUGUCUAUAGCUACAAAAUUGGUCUAAUUUUUUACAAAACGUAAGACUUGGCAGUAUGGCUUAGUACCUUCGCCUAUCCCAAUGGACGAAAUUAUACUAAUAAAAUACUGAUUUUUUACUAUGAAGAUUCAAUGCCGUGACAUAACCUCAAAAACCUCAUUUUACAAAUAGAGAAUCGUAAAGAAGCAUGUCGUUUUUAGUGUAAAAACUUAUUUUCACACAGAGGUCACGAGACGAAACUUAAAAUGAAGUCGAAAUCAUUCAAUUUAAAACAGAAUACGCCUGUGGCAAAACUUAAUAAAACAUAUGAUUUUACUGGUUACUAUAAAACUGCUGCGGAAACUAGCAUAGCAUUGGAAAAUAGUAAAACUAAUGAAAGCAUAAAUGAGCGGACUAAACAAACAUCCAAAAACAAAAAGGAUUCGAAACGUUCAUCCAUUGAAAACAAAUUAGAACCGCUUGACGUUUCGUUGAUUAAUAUUGAAGGGCCUACUCUAAACUCAGUCGGAAAUAACUCAAAAAUGACUUCGACUCCCCAGAGCUCCCGUAAAAGUCAGCUCCCCAAAGUAAAGUCAAUCAUGAAAAACUCAUCAGGUCAGAGUGAGGAUAACAUGGACGAGCCAGAGUAUUUUGCUUCACCUAAACCUAAAAAACGAAACAAAUCGGUUAGCUUCAUGCUGGAGGACAGUGAACAACUUGUGAUUAAAAAAACAAAAUCAAAUGACUCCAUUGAUAAAAAGCCUAACACCCCAAGCAAGACUAAUGUACAGAAAGAAAAGUUUAAGAAAUUUAAAAAGAAUAAAGAUUUGUCAGAAAAGGAAAAUAAAGGCACUACUAACGUUAACAUAGAAACUGGCAAAGAAGGGAAGCCUAAACAACUAAAGCAAGCACAGGUAGAAAACAAUUCAAAUGAAGCUAAAGACCUUGCUAUUAAUGUCCAAAAAGAUCAGACAACCUCAGUUACUGACAAAGUAGUUACUGACAAGAAAGGAAAUGUCAAUAAAAAGAGAAAACUUAAAAAAGUUAAGAAACAGAAUUCCGAUGAUACUUCUGAGACAGGUAAUGAAGGUAACAAUGAUGAGCAAAUUGAAAAUAAACAUAAGAAAUUAAAAAAGAAAAAAGGAAAAUCAGACACUGAAGCUGAUAAUGAACCAGUUUCUAAAUUUACUAAGAAGGAUGUUAAACCUGAAGCUAUAGUUGAAAAUCUCGAAAACCUCAGCAUAGGUGAUACUGCUCACACAUUAACAAAUCUGUUGGAUGAAAUGACAGUUGCUGAAAAAGACAAAAGAAAGAAAAAUAAGCGUAAAAUGAAAAAAGACAAAAAACCAACUGCUAGUACUUCGAGCAGUGAAAACGCUGAUUUGGAGAAAAUAGAUGAAGGUAAAGAAAAGGUUAAAUGGAAGAAAAGGAAAUGGAAUAAAGACAGGAAAGGUGAUUUGGAUGAAGAUUCAACCUCUGUCAUCGUAGACAACUUGCCUUUGUCUAUUAUGUGUCUUUAUAAGAAAAUACUGUCUGAACAUUUUGGGAAGCAUGGGAUUAUAAGGGGAAUUGGUAUUGCAGAAGUGUACCCUACUGAAGUAUCUAAACCCGUUUUCACAACUACAAUAAAUUUCUAUUCUGAUGGAGCAGCCACCAAGGCACUGGAAGAGGACAACGCCAUUAUUGAAGGCAACCGCAUCCGCGUUAGACAGCCACUGCCACGGACCCAAACUACUAUGGUGGUACGCAGCUACACUGAGUUAACAGAACAAGCACUCAGCACAACUUUCUUGCCUGCUGGCAAGAUCAGGAAUAUUCGUCAACUUGUCAAGGGGAAGAAGGCUAUUGCUACAGCAUUUAUGGAAUUUGAUGGCCCAGAGGCUUUGGAGAAGGCGUUGAAGUUGGGCCGAGAAGCAAAGAUCAAUGGGAAGAAACUGCAUGUGUCCAGGUUCGAGAUCCGCAAGAAGAAGAGGAAGACGAGCGCCGAGAGCGAGAACGAGGGAGACAGUGAGAACUCCAAUGAGUAACCUUCUUUAAUCCGUUCUAGUUGUAAACGGCACCUGAAGACCAAGCAUAGAAAGCGAUUUGUUUUUAAUUAAAUAGUAGAUUUAAUUUUAAGUAAGGGUCAAGACUCGGUGACGUAGAUUAGUGCAUUGAAAGGCCAAUUGAAAAGACCAUUGAGAGUAGCCGUAUAUGGACUGCUUCAGCAGUUAGCCAGUGUUUAACAUACAGGCGCGGUCCGAAGGGGGGGGGGGGUCACAGGGGACAUGACCCCCCCCCCCCCCACCCCCCCAAAUCUAAGGUCAAAUUAAAAAAUAUCAAAAAUUUGCCAAAUUAAAAAAGGAAAUUUUUAGCUAUCUCCUAACAGCGAUACAUUUAUCUCAUUGCAGACAUCUAGUGGUGUUUUUGUGAACUACGUACGGUGGCCAAAACAACUUGGAAAUGACAUCUAGAUCACUUUGUUGUCCGUCCGUCCGUCCGUCUGUCAAGACCGUUUUUCUCAGGAACGCGUGUAUCAAACUGUAAUUCAUACUAAUACUCAGGUCUACUCUCCCUUGGAGCUGUGAAAAAAUCAAACUUCUAAGCCAAAACAAUUAAAAGAUACAGCCGUUUAUGCCGCAAAUUUCCGCAAAUUUUCGAAACUCGCACGGGAAUCAAAACCUACAGGGUACUUCCCGUGAACUUAGAAUCAUGGAAUUUGGUACAAAGUAACGUCUUAUAGUACAGAUAAAGGAAAAAUUGCGAAAACCGUAUUUUUUUAGUUACAUCAUAUAAUAAAAAAUAUUUUUGAAAAUUCAGGUGUGUACGGAACCCUCGGUGCGCGAGUUCGACUCGCGAUUGGCCGGUUUUUUAUUUAUUUGUGUAGUGUGUGACCCCCUCCAAAAUUUCAGGCUGCGACCGCGCCUGUUAACAUACACGGACUGCUCGGGUGGUCAGUUAACAGUUUGAAGCUGAAAUCAGAAAUCAAUAUAUCUAAAUUCAAAUUGGAUGUAUAGUACAACACUACUUUUGAAUCGUCCAAACAUUUUUUUCCCCUACCACUCGUUAUUGGACAUAUUUUUUAGCUGCGGAGAAAAACGAGCGAAAAAAACUCCACAACAUCAAAAGCAUAAUGUAACAACAUUUACAAAUCAUUAUGUUGUUGCAACGUCAAUACAAUCAUGAUUUAUUUAAUAUAGAAAACCUGUUGGAAUGAUUGGAACAGUUCAAACCCAAGCAUUUUUGUCUGUAUUUUGUGCCAUUGAUAACUGGUCAAGCAGUUCAUACCAUAGAGGUAUAGGAAUAGAGUGGGGAAGGCGGCUCUAAAAGUGUCCGUCUAAUAGAAAGAGAAAGAAGAUGAAAGACGGCUAGCUAUCUCUCUCUAGUGACGCAUGGCAUCCAAAGGCAUCACAUCGAAAUAGUAAAAUGCUUACGGUUGCCAAUGCGCAUGCGCGAUUAGAGAGAGAAAGCUAGUAGUCUCUCAUCUUCUUUCUCUUUCUAUUAGAGGGACACUUCCACUUGUAGUAGAGUCUAUAUCUCUCCUACUCUAUAUCUCCCCUACUCUAUUCUUAUACCUCUAUGGUUCAUACCAACUGUUCCAGCGGUCCGUGUAAGUGUGUACAUAGAAGACUUGUAGUUCACUAUGCAGUCGCAGCUUAAAGUCCAUCCGACUGCUUCUAGCCCUUUAUCCCAGUCGCCCCUUGGGACAAAUGGGAAUGGAAUAGAAAAAAAUAUUGGAAUGAAGUCAUUACACUCCACGUCAGUAGGCCUAUUCGCUAACUCAUUUUGACAUAGGAAAGUGGUAAUCACCGAGCUUUUUAGUGAUCCAUUACUGUUUUUUGUUAAGCCGUUGGUCCCGGCUGAAUCUGCAGUCGUUAGCACCCACCAUUCCGCACUGGGCCCGCGUGGUGGGUCAUGGCCCAAUCUCCCUAUUCCAUCCAUAGGGAAGGUCUGUGCCCCAGCAGUGGGGACUUUAAUAGGCUGAUGAUGAUGAUGAUCUGUAAAGCAUCGAUGGAUAUGCAAUUUUCUCUUUAGUUACUCACUGUAAAUGUCAAAAAAGUUAGCGAAUAGGUCGGCAGAUUAGUUAUACCUAUUUGCCUCCGGUGGCAAUCCCGCGGGGCGACUGGGAAUAGAGGCUUCAAGCUGCCCAUGUAUGGCGGCUCUUAGACCUUCAUAUUAUCGCUUAAGGGCCGCGCCCCCACAACAAUGA
This is a messenger RNA of Chilo suppressalis (striped riceborer), 4186 nucleotides long. The record is from the annotation of a GenBank genome assembly. NCBI's taxonomy places the organism in Eukaryota, Metazoa, Arthropoda, Insecta, Lepidoptera, Crambidae.